AUGGCACACUCGCUCGGAAUAAGAGCCACCAUCCUCCCUCGACACACACCUCGCUCAAUCCCCAUCUACGGAUCUUCAACACUCAUCACCAACAGACAAUCACAAUGUCGGGCAUUCUCCCAAUCCAAACCCACCGCAGCAAAAGGCGGAAUGAUGUCCGCAGAAAUGCUUGCGCCCAAAAUGCCGCCUCAACACAGCUUUCGGACCCAAAUGCGAAAUAUUGAUCCUGACAAGAUACCGACAGACUUUGGCAUUUUGCCGGGGACUUUUAUAAGGCCGGAGGGCAAGGAUAUGCCUAAUUUCUUCAAACAUCCUAGAGAGCGAUUGCUUUUUGAGUGGGUAUGGUUGAAGAGUUGGUUCACGUCUGCUUUUUCUACGGUUUACUUUUGUAAAUGGCAAUGCAACCCUCGUGCAUCGCUUCUAUUGAAAGACCGUAAAAAGAUUGGAAAGGGGCUUCAUGAUUUGAUGUACACAGAGUUUGCCAAAGGCAACGAACGAAUGCUCCGCGCGAAAUGCUCCCCGGGCCUAGCCAAUGACCUCAUAAAACGCAUUCGAAAACGCAACCCCAAGGAAAACAUCUCCUGGAAACUGGAAAGAUACAUCCGCGACCCUUCCACCUUCUGGACGGGCGUCCGUGUCCUCUCCGACCGCGCAACCCUCAUGCCCGAAAUGCCGGAUAGUGCAAUCCGGCAAAUCGUGCUGCGCAUCAAAAGCGAACAGACCUCCUUCAAGAGUACCAAGGAUGAAACAGAGAAUGUCGUAAAAUCCAUGUACGGCCUACCGAAAGUGCAAACCUGUACGGAGUAUGUGGUUAUUCAGAAAGUGAAGCUAGCGGGUAGGGAUAAGGACUGGGAGAUUUGGGGGUUUGCGAAGCCGACGACAAUGGAGGAUUUGGAUAGUCCGUUUUUUGCGACGGGGAUGUCGUUGAAGGACAGGGUGAUGGCUAUGCAGGAUAAGAUGAUGGGGAGGUCGUAA
Messenger RNA from Talaromyces amestolkiae, 975 nucleotides. RefSeq lists its product as uncharacterized. Gene Ontology annotation, cellular component: mitochondrion. The transcript is spliced from 3 exons. Bases 1 to 975 code for a protein of 324 amino acids. The record is from RefSeq and is a predicted model, not a curated record. NCBI's taxonomy places the organism in Eukaryota, Fungi, Ascomycota, Eurotiomycetes, Eurotiales, Trichocomaceae.